CGGAGGAUUCCAGAUCCACACUCUGCAUCGUCCAGUGGGAGACCCCCAGCCCACAGCCUGGGUUUGUGUGUUUCAGUCCUGGCUCUUGAGCCCUUAUAAAAGAGACCCUGCUCCCACCCCGGCCCUGCCAUCUCCUGCUUCCUCUCUUCCAUGUCCACCUGCCCCAACGUGCUGGGGGCGGGGCUGGUGCUCUAGGACAGGAAUUCUGGUCCUGGCUCCCACCCUGGGUGUUUCUCUCCUGCAAGUCAGCCCUAAAAUGUCCAUUACUAGAAAAGAAAAGGAAAAUGCUCAUUUGAAAGAAAUUCUUCUCUUAGGCAAUGCUGAGACAUUCUCCUAGCCCCAGCCCCACAGAGCUCCAGCGAGUGACGGACAACAGCUGACGGGGAAGUUGUCGGUCCUAGCCAGGGCUGGAGGCGAUGCCUGUCUGUGCGGCUGGGAAAGCCUCCUCCGUGGCUGGAGCCACUGCUGA
Messenger RNA from Sapajus apella (tufted capuchin), 469 nucleotides. RefSeq names its product MIR1-1 host gene (gene MIR1-1HG). NCBI's taxonomy places the organism in Eukaryota, Metazoa, Chordata, Mammalia, Primates, Cebidae. The record is from RefSeq and is a predicted model, not a curated record.